AUGAACAUUCUGUCGACGUUAUCCAUCAUGUUGUUUUCCAUUAUGCAGGUAAAAAGCGAGAAUGUCUUAUUCGAUUCUAGCGAUUGUCAAACGAAAUGUCCGAUUCGGCGUCAAACCAUUCGAUCAUACCCGCCUGGUACAGCAUUGUUUGUGGGUGACGAAUGCGUAUGUGGUAGAGAACAAGAAACCAUAUACGAAUAUGUACCACCUGUCGUCCAGUCCGUGGGAAACGUGGAAAUUCCGGUGGGUGUCAAACCAAAAACGAAUGAACUUCGGUCCAAUAAUCGGGUGAUGGGAAAUUACGGUUCUCUCGUGUUCUCGGGUAAUGUUCAAAUAUUGAAUUUACUAAGCAUAAAAAACGACGACAUCUAUAAAGGAUGUUGUGACCGCAAACCGUCAAAUCCGUCGAGCGAUAACCUAAUAAUGAGUAAACCUGUAGUUAAUUUAACGACGACAAUAUCAGGAUUUAAGGUAAAAAGUACAACACCUUCAGAUGUCGAAAAAUGCACGGACAAAGACGUUUCGAUGGUUACAGAACCAGUACUUCAAAAUGCGUUUACAGGAGUAACUAGCGAUAUUACCUCUGCGAAUAUUGUAACCGAUGAAUCAGAUUUAUCUGACAAGUCGUUCGAAAGUCCGGUGACACUAACGUCGUCAGACGUUGAAAUACAAACGUCUACUGUUAAUCCGAAACAUAAUGAAAAUUGCACUACGACGAAAGAUUCUACGACUUCGAAAAUUGUUACACUCAAUAACCGAAACGAUGUGUUAGGUGCAACAAACAAUAAUUAUUCGUAUCACAACAAUAAACCCGAUUUAGAAAUACUUAUAAUAAAUUCUAAUACAAUACAUUUUAUAACCAACAACGAUUAA
Molecule: messenger RNA, 873 nt
Organism: Macrosiphum euphorbiae (potato aphid)
Lineage: Eukaryota; Metazoa; Arthropoda; Insecta; Hemiptera; Aphididae
Source: the annotation of a GenBank genome assembly